Molecule: messenger RNA, 465 nt
Organism: Lipotes vexillifer (Yangtze River dolphin)
Lineage: Eukaryota; Metazoa; Chordata; Mammalia; Artiodactyla; Lipotidae
Product: ubiquitin-like modifier-activating enzyme 6
Exons: 6
Biological process (GO): protein sumoylation
Cellular component (GO): cytoplasm; SUMO activating enzyme complex
Molecular function (GO): SUMO activating enzyme activity
Source: RefSeq, a predicted model, not a curated record
AUGGAGGGCUUCCAGCCGGUGGCCGCACGUCAGGGGGAAGAGGCGUCCUGCUCCUCCUGGGGGGCCGGCAGUGUGAAUACAAAUUUGCCCAAUAUGCCAACAGAAUCUGUGGAGAUUGAUGAUGCAUUAUACAGUCGACAGAGGUACGUUCUUGGAGACACAGCAAUGCAGAAGAUGGCCAAGUCCCAUGUUUUCUUAAGUGGUAUGGGUGGUCUUGGUUUGGAAAUUGCAAAGAAUCUUGUUCUUGCAGGGAUUAAGGCACUUACAAUUCAUGAUACAGAAGAAUGCCAAGCAUGGGAUCUAGGGACCAACUUCUUUCUCUGUGAAGAUGAUGUUGUUAGUAUGAGAAACAGGGCUGAAGCUGUACUUCAACAUAUUGCAGAAUUAAAUCCAUAUGUUCAUGUCACAUCGUCUUCUGUUCCUUUAAAUGAAACUACUGAUCUUUCCUUCUUACAUAAAUACCAG